Messenger RNA from Ectocarpus sp. CCAP 1310/34, 2179 nucleotides. The record is from the annotation of a GenBank genome assembly. Lineage: Eukaryota; Phaeophyceae; Ectocarpales; Ectocarpaceae.
CGCACAACACACGGACACAACACAACUUCUUUGCUGAUAGCACGUGCAACCAAGAGGAAGAUAUUGGCGACACGUGCUGGGAGAUAAUCUACGCUGCAUACCCUCUGUCUCAUCAUGCGGAAGUCGGGGGUCAAAUUCGGCCUAAUUGGGACGGCUUCCUCCCUGAAGAAGGCCUCAUCAUCAGCAGCAGGAGCAGCAGGCAAGGGGCGCCCGAUAGGGUCCAAGCCGGCACCGCGACGACGCCCGCCAGGCUCGACGUCGGUCUUCGACACAAACUCGGACGAUGAAGAGGAGGAAUCCAAGGGAGACCUCAGCGGCGUGACGGCGGUGAACAAGAGGCUGGCGGCGAUAUCGGCCAAGCAGGAGAAGCAGGCGAAGAAGGAGUACGAGGACGCCCUGCAGGCCGACCCGUCCGUGUUCGACUACGACCGCGUGUACGACGGCAUGAAGGAGAGCCGCGAGUCCAAGGUUGCGGCAGCGACGGUGGCGCGCGAGAAGGAAAAGAGGCAGCCCAAGUACAUCGGCAACCUCCUCAAGCAGGCCAAGAUGAGGGCGGUGGAGUCGGACCGCAUCUUCGACAGGAAGUUGCAGAAGGAGAGAGAGGCGCAAGACAAGUUGGAAGGCGAGGCGACGAUGAAAUUCGUCACGUCCGCCUACAAGAAGAAGCUCAUGGAGCAGAAGAAGUGGGAGCUCCAGCAGCAGCUGGAGGACGAGAGGGAGCAGCGGAACGACGUCACCAAGACGGGCAUGGGCGGGUUUUACUCGAACCUCAUCACCAAGAACAUCGCCAUGGGCGGCGACGUCGAGAAGUCCGCCAAUAGCGCCUUCACCGCGGGUUCCAAGCGGCACGCUGCCACGGACGAAUACGAAAUGCAGGACGGAAACGAACAGGCAGCAGCAACAGCCAAAAGAAAAGGGGCCGCCGCCGCCGCAGCCGCCGCCAGCGAAGGGGGCCCCGCGAACGGCGCCAGCCAGGUGGGUAGGGAUGGGGGCGAAGCAGACAGCAGUCCGGGGAGAACCGACGAGUCCGGCGGCCCCACGGCUAGGAUGGUCGACCCCCACGCCGGAGAACAGAAGAAAAGCACAAGAGACGAAGCGGGGGUGCGAGAUUCUGAGCGGAGCGGCCGACGACGAGACGAUUCAGGUGAGGCCGUGGACAACGUGGCGAAGCGGGCUCGCCUUGCGGGAGAGGCGUCGGAUGGCGGGGUAGAGCAGCGGCAGGAUGAGAGAACAGCCGAGGAGAAAAGCGCGGCGGAGGCCGCGGACAAGGCACGGGAGGCCGCGGCCGCGAAGGCGAAGAAGGAGGCGGCCGUCAGGGCGGCUCGGGAGCGAUUCCUUGCGAGAAAGAAGGCCGCAUGAAGGAACACGACAAAACAACAAUGCGGCGACUGCUGUGCUUGGUAGCAGGAGCUGUGGAAGUGAUUGUAAAUAUGCCCGUUGUGUCGCAGAGGGUAUCGUAGCAUGGCUGGAGACGUAUAGUGAUCAAAAUUCGUUCCCGUCUGCAGUGAUUUUGUCGUACUCCUGCCGCUGGCUGAGCGUAUGUUGGCCUCGAAUGAGGGCCUGUUGGGCUUUUCGGCCGAAAUACGCGCGUCUCCCGGCAUUCAGGUAGCAAAUUUAAACCAACGUGUACCGUAUUAUUGUUCACCUCAUCACCAAGCCUGGCAUGAUGCGGUGAAGACACGCUUGAUGUUCACCUCUUGUCCUCCUGGUUGGUGCGGAUGGCGCAUGGGCGAACUACCUCGAUUGACUCAUAAGAUCAAGGGUACAACUCAUAACGGAUGGUUUACGCUCCGUAGUUUAUGAUAACGAUUAAAAAACUUGUCCUCGUGCACGGCAAUAUCUCCGACCGUUGUGACCGUUCACGUUAUUCGAGCACCCCUGCAAAAAUUUCGUUGUGGAAAGAUGAGCCUCUUCGUUCUUUUAUUUUCUGAAUGAAGCGUCACGAGGAGGCACCUCUGUGUCGAAACACCAGUCAACCCACACAGCAAACAACGUCGACGGUCACGAUCAAAUCGACCACUACGACUGGGGGGUCUAAUAGACCAAGCAAACCGCGUUUCUGCAAACCCGCCAAUCACUACGGCUUCGCGAACCCGGCUAGGGCUUGCAGAAAUCCCGUGCGACCAAAAAUUAGACAACCCGGAUGGAGAAACGCCGCAUCGCCUACAGAAACGCACCC